This is a messenger RNA of Oncorhynchus kisutch (coho salmon), 4494 nucleotides long. Its product is annotated as palmitoyltransferase ZDHHC7. Lineage: Eukaryota; Metazoa; Chordata; Actinopteri; Salmoniformes; Salmonidae. The transcript is spliced from 8 exons. Gene Ontology annotation, molecular function: protein-cysteine S-palmitoyltransferase activity. Gene Ontology annotation, biological process: protein targeting to membrane; peptidyl-L-cysteine S-palmitoylation. Bases 413 to 2683 code for a protein of 756 amino acids. Gene Ontology annotation, cellular component: Golgi apparatus; endoplasmic reticulum. The record is from RefSeq and is a predicted model, not a curated record.
GGCAAUAACGAUGAAUACUCUGCAUCUGCAGAGACGCAUCACCGUAAAUACUGUACCGACAAUGCAGAAACCAGUUUGACCAUAAAUCAGCUUUGCUUAAACGCCCAAUCAGGAAAAAGCUAAACCCGGAAGUAAUUUAUCCAGCUGUUGGUGUGUGUGAGAGAGAAACAUAGAGAGAGGAGAUGGUGGUUGUUUGUGGCUUUCUUUGGGAUGAAAAUAAUACACCGUAUAAAAAUGUAACCGACGACAUAAAUCCACGUCUGGUCUCGAACGAGGAACAUUGUGGUAUUUGGGCCUGGAUGAGGUUUUGUAGCCAACCAUGUUGCCCUGCUCCACCACAACACAGCAGACCAGAGGAGUAGACAGACAGUAGAAUUCAAUGUCAUUGUGAAGAGGACACUGUGAGUGCAGGAUGCAGUCUUCAGGCCACCGGCAGCGCGACACAGAGCAGCACCAACCCCUGCUGUCAGCUGACAAUGACCCUGAGGCUGGGGCAGGUCCUCUGUGUCCUCCGGCUGACCAGGACGGCCUGUGGUUUAUCCAGGACGGCUGUGGUAUAGUCUGUGGUGUGGUGACCUGGUUGUUGGUCCUCUACGCUGACUUUGUGGUCAAUCUGGUGAUGCUGCUGCCAAACAAGAGCUUGUGGUACUCCGUGAUCAACGGAGCGCUGUUUAACUUCCUGGUCGUCAUGGCGCUGGCCUCGCAUCUACGGGCCAUGCUGUCAGACCCGGGGGCGGUUCCUAAGGGCAACGCCACCAAAGAGUACAUGGACAGUCUGCAGCUGAAACCUGGAGAGGUCAUCUAUAAAUGUCCCAAGUGUUGCAGCAUCAAGCCACAGAGGGCCCAUCACUGCAGUAUCUGUAAGCGCUGUAUCCGUAAGAUGGACCACCACUGUCCCUGGGUCAACAACUGUGUCGGGGAGAAGAACCAGCGCUUCUUUGUGCUCUUCACAAUGUACAUAGCUCUGAUCUCGGUCUACGCCCUCUGCCUCAGUUUCCUACAGUUCUACAGCUGUGUCAAUGACCAGUGGAAUGAAUGCACCGACUUCUCUCCGCCAGUGGCGGUGAUGCUGAUGAUCUUCCUCUGUCUGGAGGCCUUCCUCUUCCUCACCUUCACCGUGGUGAUGUUCGGAACGCAGAUACACUCCAUCUGUAACGACGAGACGGAGCUGCUACAGUGUUUCCCAGACCCCAAGUCCUCCCCUUUACCAGUGUUUCCCAGACCCCAAGUCCCCCCCUUUACCAAUGUUUCCCAGACCGUAAGUCCUCCCCUUUACCAGUGUUUCCCAGACCCCAAGUCCCCCCAUUUACCAAUGUUUCCCAAGUCCCCCCAUUUACCAAUGUUUCCCAAGUCCCCCCCUUUACCAGUGUUUCCCAGACCCCAAGUCCCCCCCUUUACCAAUGUUUCCCAAGUCCCCCCCUUUACCAGUGUUUCCCAGACCCCAAGUCCCCCCCUUUACCAAUGUUUCCCAAGUCCCCCCCUUUACCAGUGUUUCCCAGACCCCAAGUCCCCCCCUUUACCAAUGUUUCCCAAGUCCCCCCCUUUACCAAUGUUUCCCAGACCCCAAGUCCCCCCCUUUACCAGUGUUUCCCAGACCCCUGUCCUGUCCCCCCCUUUACCAGUGUUUCCCAGACCCCAAGUCCCCCCCUUACCAGUGUUUCCCAGACCCCUGACCUGUCCCCCCCUUUACCAAUGUUUCCCAAGUCUCCCCCUUUACCAAUGUUUCCCAGACCCCAAGUCCCCCCCUUUACCAAUGUUUCCCAAGUCCCCCCCUUUACCAAUGUUUCCCAGACCCCAAGUCCCCCCCUUUACCAGUGUUUCCCAGACCCCUGACCUGUCCCCCCCUUUACCAAUGUUUCCCAAGUCUCCCCCUUUACCAAUGUUUCCCAGACCCCAAGUCCCCCCCUUUACCAAUGUUUCCCAAGUCCCCCCCUUUACCAAUGUUUCCCAGACCCCAAGUCCCCCCCUUUACCAGUGUUUCCCAAGUCCCCCCCUUUACCAAUGUUUCCCAGACCCCAAGUCCUGUCCCCCCCCUUUACCAAUGUUUCCCAGACCCCAAGUCCUGUUCCCCCCUUUACCAGUGUUUCCCAGACCCCAAGUCCCCCCCCUUACCAGUGUUUCCCAAGUCCCCCCCUUUACCAAUGUUUCCCAGACCCCUGUCCUGUCCCCCCCUUUACCAAUGUUUCCCAGACGCCUGUCCUGUCCCCCCCUUUACCAAUGUUUCCCAGACCCCAAGUCCUGUUCCCCCCUUUACCAAUGUUUCCCAGACCCCAAGUCCUAUUCCCCCCUUUGCCAAUGUUUCCCAGACCCCAAGUCCUGUUCCCCCCUUUACCAAUGCUUCCCAGACCCCUGUCCUGUUCCCCCCUUUACCAAUGCUUCCCAGACCCCUGUCCUGUUCCCCCCUUUACCAAUGCUUCCCAGACCCCUGUCCUGUCCCCCCCUUUACCAAUGUUUCCCAGACCCCAAGUCCUGUCCCCCCCCUUUACCAAUGUUUCCCAUACCCCAAGUCCUGUUCCCCCCUUUACCAGUGUUUCCCAGACCCCAAGUCCCCCCCUUUACCAGUGUUUCCCAAGUCCCCCCCUUUACCAAUGUUUCCCAGACCCCUGACCUGUCCCCCCCUUUACCAAUGUUUCCCAGACCCCUGACCUGUCCCCCCCUUUACCAAUGUUUCCCAGACCCCUGACCUGUCCCCCCUUUACCAAUGUUUCCCAGACCCCUGACCUGUCCCCCCCUUUACCAAUGUUUCCCAGAUGCCAGUCCUGUCCCCCCCUUUACCAAUGUUUCCCAGACCCCAAGUCCUGUUCCCCCCUUUACCAAUGUUUCCCAGACCCCAAGUCCUGUUCCCCCCUUUACCAAUGUUUCCCAGACCCCAAGUCCUGUUCCCCCCUUUACCAAUGUUUCCCAGACCCCAAGUCCUGUUCCCCCCUUUACCAAUGUUUCCCAGACCCCAAGUCCUGUUCCCCCCUUUACCAAUGUUUCCCAGACCCCAAGUCAUGUUCUCCCCUUUACCAAUGCUUCCCAGACCCCUGUCCUGUCCCCCCCUUUACCAAUGUUUCCCAGACGCCUGUCCUGUCCCCCCCUUUACCAAUGUUUCCCAGACCCCAAGUCCCCCCCUUUACCAAUGCUUCCCAUACUUGGAGCUUUGGGUUUGUCCCAACUGGCACCCUAUUCCCUAUAUAGUGCACUACUUUAGACCAGAGCCCUAGGAAGUGCAUUAUUUAGGGAAUAGGCAGCCAGUUGGAACACACAGCCUUUAAUACAAACUUCAUUGGUGAAGCAAUGGGUCUGUCAACCAACAGGAAGCUUGUAGUGACAGUCUUUAUAACAACUGAUGAAGGCUAAUUCAGUCCACCAUUUUGUUUCCCUCAGCCCUCCUGACCUCCCUCAUGAUGAAGGCUAAUUCAGUCCACCAUUUUGUUCCCCCUCAGCCCUCCUGACCUCCCUCAUGAUGAAGGCUAAUUCAGUCCACCAUUUUGUUCCCCCUCAGCCCUCCUGACCUCCCUCAUGAUGAAGGCUAAUUCAGUCCACCAUUUUGUUCCCCCUCAGCCCUCCUGACCUCCCUCAUGAUGAAGGCUAAUUCAGUCCACCAUUUUGUUCCCACUCAGCCUUCCUGACCUCCCUCAUGAUGAAGGCUAAUUCAGUCCACCAUUUUGUUCCCCCUCAGCCCUCCUGACCUCCCUCAUGAUGAAGGCUAAUUCAGUCCACCAUUUUGUUCCCCCUCAGCCCUCCUGACCUCCCUCAUGAUGAAGGCUAAUUCAGUCCACCAUUUUGUUCCCCCUCAGCCCUCCUGACCUCCCUCAUGAUGAAGGCUAAUUCAGUCCACCAUUUUGUUCCCCCUCAGCCCUCCUGACCUCCCUCAUGAUGAAGGCUAAUUCAGUCCACCAUUUUGUUCCCCCUCAGCCCUCCUGACCUCCCUCAUGAUGAAGGCUAAUUCAGUCCACCAUUUUGUUCCCACUCAGCCUUCCUGACCUCCCUCAUGAUGAAGGCUAAUUCAGUCCACCAUUUUGUUCCCACUCAGCCUUCCUGACCUCCCUCAUGAUGAAGGCUAAUUCAGUCCACCAUUUUGUUUCCCCUCAGCCCUCCUGACCUCCCUCAUGAUGAAGGCUAAUUCAGUCCACCAUUUUGUUCCCCCUCAGCCCUCCUGACCUCCCUCAUGAUGAAGGCUAAUUCAGUCCACCAUUUUGUUCCCACUCAGCCCUCCUGACCUCCCUCAUGAUGAAGGCUAAUUCAGUCCACCAUUUUGUUCCCCCUCAGCCCUCCUGACCUCAUCUCUCUGCUGAUUUAGUUGUCUUCACAACAGAGCCAUUGUGACACAGGGUAUUGAUGAUCCUCAACCACCCGUUUGUUUCAUGAGAUAUGCGUUACCCUAAUCAAUACAAUCCUCAAUCAUGCAAAUGUCCGCCAUUGAUUAAUGCUGUAUGUUUUAAACUGUAUCCAUUUGGUUUAUGAUUGUAGAUAUAAAUUGUUUUAAAAUAAAGAGCUUUAGUCUGUGAA